CCUAGAGCAGAAAGUGUUCCCACCGGAGUUGCUUACUGGACUAACCUGGCGAUCAUGACCCACAAGCCGUGCAAGGGCCCUCGUCUCGGAGUGCGACAUCUGCAGUCGUUCCUGCUCUUCCUCGGCCUGACCGUGAUGCACAUCGCCCGGCUGAAUGUGAGUGUGGCCAUUGUGGCGAUGACCAAUGCAGCCACCACGAAUCCCAAUUUUCCGGAGUACGAAUGGACGUUGAAGCAAAAGUCGUACAUCCUCUCCAGUUUCUACUGGGGCUACAUCCUGACCCUGUGUCCCGGCAGCUUCCUGUGCCGUCGCUACGGCGCCAAAGUGGUCCUCUUUGUGGCCAGUUGUGGCACUGCCGUCUUCAGUCUGAUGACCCCGUGGUGCAUCACCUGGGGCGGAUGGCAUGUGUUCUGCGCCAUCCGCAUUCUGCAGGGCUUGUUCCAGGGCGUGAUCUUUCCCUGCGUCACGGAGCACCUGGCCAUGUGGUCGCCGCCGGAGGAGAGGAACCGCCUUUGCGCCUUCAGCUACACGGGCACGGAUUGCGGCACUGUGCUGGCCAUGUUCAUAAGUGGCAUGAUUGCCAAGGGCGCAAUGGGCUGGCCGGGCAUAUCCUAUGUGUCCGGAGCCCUCUGCGCCGCCUGGUGCUUCCUCUGGCUGAUCUUCGCCUCCAACAAUGCCACUGAGUCCCGAUUCAUUGGCGAGGCCGAGUGCAAGUACAUCGAAUCCUCGCUGGAGCACAACGAGGACUUCCACGAUCGCACCAUACCCAUUCCGUGGAAGGCGAUCUGGACCUCUGUGCCCUUCCUGGCCCUGCUGGUUACCCGGUGCGCAGAGACCUACGGAUUGAGCACGCUGCAGGCGGAGAUUCCCUCCUACAUGAACGGUGUCCUCAACAUGGAGAUCCAGAGCAACGCCGUCUUCUCAUCGCUGCCCUUCCUGGCCAUGUGGCUGCUCUCCUACGUCUAUCUGAUUGCCGCCGAUGUGCUGCUCAAGAAGAAGAUCCUGUCGCUGACCUCCGUGCGCAAGCUGUUCAACACGCUCUCCUUUUGGAUUCCGGCCGCCGCCCUGAUCGGCAUUGGAUUCCUCAGCGAGGAGAACAAGAAUCUGGCCAUCGUGCUGAUGACCGUCUCGGUGGGCGUGAACAGUGGAGCCACCAUCGGUAGCUCCCUCAACUCCAUCGAUCUGUCGCCCAAUCACGCUGGCAUAUUGAUUGGCUUGAGCAAUACGGUGGCGAACGUUAUACCCAUCCUCACACCACUGAUUGCGGGCGAGAUCGUGGCUGAUAAGCAUAAUCGCGGCCAAUGGCAGAUCGUCUUUGGACUGGCCGCUGUCAUCUUCUUCGUGGGCAAUGUGGUCUUUAUCGUCUGGGGAACGGCCAAGGCGCAGCCCUGGGAUGCGGAUGACUUCCUGCAGCCCAAGGACGCGGAGUCCGCCUGCCAAAAGUCCAAGUCCAGUGCCGCAGAGGUCGCGCCGCCCAUCGAUCCCGUCCUGGAGCAGCAAAUCAGUUGGCCGGAGCGGUAUACGGCCAAAGCCAUCGAGUGAUUUGUGGCGGAAGUGUCCGAGUGUCCGCUGGCCAAGAACAAUUGCUUUUGUUAAUCAGUAUUAACCAUAAGUAGGCUGUAAUUUAUAUUUAUUCUAUUUAUAAGGCGUGAUUGUAGCACGAGGCUUAAGUAAAUUAUUUUCAAUUGAAUCGCAUUGUUGUUACCAAUCGCUUGUGAUUUCGGCACUCGAAUCAAGGAAGAGCCCGAUAGGCCAGCGCAAUCUAAUCAGUUAAUUUAUCUCAUAAAUGUAUAUAAGUACCAUAUUUAUAUUGAAUUGCUGUCCAAUUCUAAUUCUGAGUACUUUGCACUGCCUCACUUUCUCGACGCGGUUCAAAAAACCAUUUGCCACAGCUGUUUGUGAAUGUACAAUA
Messenger RNA from Drosophila teissieri, 1912 nucleotides. Its product is annotated as putative inorganic phosphate cotransporter. Gene Ontology annotation, biological process: transmembrane transport; monoatomic anion transport. Bases 55 to 1542 code for a protein of 495 amino acids. The record is from RefSeq and is a predicted model, not a curated record. Lineage: Eukaryota; Metazoa; Arthropoda; Insecta; Diptera; Drosophilidae. Gene Ontology annotation, molecular function: transmembrane transporter activity. The transcript has 3 exons. Gene Ontology annotation, cellular component: plasma membrane.